Messenger RNA from Cannabis sativa, 1088 nucleotides. RefSeq names its product peroxidase 65-like. Lineage: Eukaryota; Viridiplantae; Streptophyta; Magnoliopsida; Rosales; Cannabaceae. Gene Ontology annotation, biological process: response to oxidative stress; hydrogen peroxide catabolic process. Gene Ontology annotation, molecular function: heme binding; peroxidase activity. The transcript is spliced from 2 exons. The coding region runs from base 108 to 1088 and encodes 326 amino acids. The record is from RefSeq and is a predicted model, not a curated record.
CUUUUCUUUUUAAACACAUUUCUUUUCUAUAUAAUCAUAUUAAUUUUAUUUCUACUGAGAGUUUGGCAAUUCUCUUAACCCAAACUCAAAUUCCUCCUUUCUUGUUCAUGGAUUUUCAAGCUCUUCUCAUAAUUCUCAUUGUUCUCUUCAUAAGUUCAUUUGUCAUCGUCGAAUCAACAGAACUCUCUCUUGCCUAUUAUCGCAAAACAUGUCCGGAAUUUGAGAAAAUCAUUCAUGACAACAUUGAAUCAAAACAAUUAUUACAUCCCCUUAAUGCACCAGCCACUCUCCGUCUCUUCUUCCAUGAUUGCAUGGUCGAGGGUUGUGAUGCCUCUAUACUAAUAUCUCCAAAUCAAGCCAAGGACACUGAACGUGAUGCUGACAUUAACCAUUCCCUCGUAAGUGAUGCAUUUGAUGUUGUUGCUAGUGCCAAGACUACUCUUGAGAAAUCUUGCCCUGGCAUUGUCUCUUGUGCUGACAUCCUUGCUCAGACAACUAGGGACCUUGUCACCAUGGUUGGUGGCCCUUUUUAUAAGGUCCUACUUGGACGUAAGGAUAGCCUAGUGUCUAAAGCUUCGAGUGUAGAAGGAAACAUUCCAAGGCCGAAUCAAAGUAUGGACCAACUCAUCAAAAUUUUUGCAAGGAAAGGUCUUACAAUCUACGACAUGGUGGCAUUAAAUGGUGCCCACACCAUUGGAUUCUCGCAUUGCAAAGAGUUCUCCGACCGAUUGUUCCAUUUCAACAAAACCACUCCCACCGAUCCUGAUCUUAACCCCUUAUUCGCAAGCGCAUUGAAGAUUACAUGCGAAAAAAUUGUAGACCUAGGAGUCUCAGUUGUUAAUGAUCUGGAAUCACCAACAACCUUUGACAAUGUGUACUACAAAAGCUUGAGCAAAGGUUUGGGGCUUUUAAAGUCCGAUAAUGCUUUGUUAAAGGAUCCAAGGACAAAACCAAUUGUCUUAUCAUUUGCAGCUGAUCAAACAUUGUUCUUUCGUGCAUUUUCUAGAGCAAUGGAGAAGUUAAGUAUCUAUAAUGUCAAGACUGGCCAACAGGGACAGAUCAGGAGAGUUUGUGAUGCUUUUAACUAA